AUGGCGAGAUCGCCUUCGUCUUGUUACAUCCUAGGCCGUCGCCCUUGCUCUCUCCUCUCCCACGGGAUCUGCCCUCCCUUCCCGUCGCCCUCGCUCUCUCCUCUCCCACCCAAUCUCUCCUCCUUCCCGUCGCCCUCGCUCUCUCCUCUCCCACCCAAUUUCCCCUCCCUUCCCGUCGCCCUCGCAGCCGUCGCCCUCGCUCUCUCCUCUCCCACGCGAUCUGCCCUCCCUUCCCGUCGCCCUCGCUCUCUCCUCUCCCACCCAAUCUCCCCUCCCUUCCCGUCGCCCUCGCUCUCUCUCCUCUCCACCCAAUCUCCCCUCCCUUCCCGUCGCCUCGCUCGCUCUCUCCUCUCCCACCCAAUCUCCCCUCCCUUCCCGUCGCCCUCGCUCUCUCCUCUCCCACGCGAUCUCCCCUCCCUUCCUGUCGCCCUCGCUCUCUCCUCUCCCACGCGAUCUCCCCUCCCUUCCCGUCACCCUCGCUCUCUCCUCUCCCACGCGAUCUGCCCUCAUCGCGUUAAUUUCCGCAUGACGAACCGCUGGACGCUUGGCGACGGAAAGCCGCCGCCCGCGCAGUCGCUUUGGACGACAUAUUUGAUUUUCAGGGUUAGCGUGGCGUGUGAUGGAGUGCCGGAGCUGCGCGAGGUGACAUUUGCGUACCCCUCGCUGUCCGACGUAAGUGCGCUCGUGUCUCUCCUUUGUCUGUCUCUCUUGCGCCCUUCGGCUCUCCCUCUUUCCCCUGCUCCUCAGACUGCUCGUUUCCGUUCCCCCUUACCCUUCGUUUCCGCCUCCCGUGUCCCGGGCUCUCACUCCCAUCCCUCCCACUCUCUUCCCUCCUUUUUCUCCCCCUCCCCGGCAGGGCUACGAGACGCAGGUGGGGGAUCGAGGCAGGCAACUGUAGGGGUGGCAGAAGCAGGGCGUGGCGAUCGCGCGGGCGAUUCUGCGGAAUCCGCGGGUGUUGCUGCUGGACGAGGCGACGUCGGCGUUGGACGCAGAGAGCGCGCUGCAGCCUGCGCUCAAUGCGUUCAUGGGCGCGCGCAGGAGGGAGGGAGCCUUUGGCGAUCUUUAGCUGUUGUCUUGAUUGCAGGUUCCAUUAAGUUCGGGGUUUCUUGCUGGUGUCAAGCUCCGUCCGACCCAUCUGGUCGGACUAGUUUGAACUAG
This is a messenger RNA of Closterium sp. Yama58-4, 1158 nucleotides long. The record is from the annotation of a GenBank genome assembly. Lineage: Eukaryota; Viridiplantae; Streptophyta; Zygnematophyceae; Desmidiales; Closteriaceae.